UGGAUGGAGAUGCAGACCCAGAGACCCGCAGUGCUCCGUACAGCAGGACCGGACCGUGGCUCUGUGCUGAACCUGGUGCUUUUGGGCAGAAGAUUGGCAGGGAAGAGCUCGGCUGGGAACACCAUCCUGGGCAGGAGAGAGUUUGAGAGCGGGAAGAAGACCGUGCGCUGCGCAGAGAGAUGGGGCACGGUGGCCCGGAGGAGGGUCGCGGUGGCCGACACUCCGGGCUGGAGUCAGUACGGGCUGGCCAAUCGGGAGCGAGUGAGGGCGGAGAUCGUGCGAAGCGCUUCCCUGCACCCGCGUGAGCCCCAGACUUUCCUCCUCACCAUCCCGGUGGACGCCUUCACGGAGAAGAACCGGGCGGCGGCAGAGGAACACCUCGGUCUCCUGGGAGAGCGCGCAUGGGGGCGCACGUUAGUGCUGUUCACUUGGGGGGACAAGCUGAAGGGGAGGGGCGUCGUGCAGCACAUCCAAAAAACGGGCGUGGCCCUCAGCGGCCUGCUGGAGAAGUGUGGCAACAGGUAUCACGUCUUCGACAACAAAGACAGAGCCAAUGAAUCUCAAGUCAUAGAGCUGCUGGAGACGGUUGAGCGCAUGUGAAGAGGCCUUUAUUCUCAUGUACCUUAUGUUUUGUUUCUUGAAUAUUAUGAUUUAGGCUGAUAUGUGAUUAUGUAUGUCUGGUAUGCUUGUACAAAUAGGUUUGUUUGAGUAACUGAUUGUGUCGUUGAGUCAAAAAUGUCCGCAAUAAAUACUGUAAAUAUUGUAAAUACACUCACUUGUAAUGCAUGAUUAAACCUCAGUUGACUAUUAUUAUUAUCACUAUUAUUAUCGCGUUUUGUCUGUGAUUAUUUACAUUCUUGCCUGAUCCCGAUUGAUAAAAAUAAAACAUUUUCUGUCUGGCAAGCUCUUGGGUAAACGUGAGUUUAAAGGUUUUUUCUCCUGUACCCUCAUGAAUCCUUUGUGCCCCCUGAGUCCGGCACAAAGAACCUACGGGCAUGUUAUUGAAGUCACAACAGAAAAGCAUUUUAGCGAAUGACAUUAGCUUUCCACCGGUGUAUAGUUCGUUAUGCUUGCAUAAAAGAACACAGCACUUUUUUCAUCUGCGUAACGAAACCGUAGCAUUUUCAAUACUCACGCAGAGACUGUUCUUAUGCCAGAAAAGGUUGAGGUUUUACAACAUAAAAUGUUGACAGUCGAAAUAUUGUAUUAUUAUU
Molecule: messenger RNA, 1214 nt
Organism: Conger conger (European conger)
Lineage: Eukaryota; Metazoa; Chordata; Actinopteri; Anguilliformes; Congridae
Product: GTPase IMAP family member 4
Exons: 2
Coding region: 4-600 (198 amino acids)
Molecular function (GO): GTP binding
Source: RefSeq, a predicted model, not a curated record